AUGCCUUUUCUACGCCGUCGCGGCAACAUGGUCAGCGAGUCCGACAUGAGGCGGCAUACCAUUCUUGAUGCCGACGCGCCUCAGCUACCGCCGCUGCCCCAGCACUUUCCUCCUCAGCAGCCGCAGAAGCAGCAACAACAACAAGAAGAAGAACAACAGCAGCUGCAGCAGCAACCUCAACCGCAAGAUCAACCGAAUCCUAACUCACAACCUACACCCCAACAACCGCAGCAAGAACCGCUACCAUUACCACCGUCGCAGCAGCAGGAGGUUCCUCGACUCUCCGUGUCCGCCUCCAUUGACGAAGUUCCUUCGGGGUCCCUGGCUGUACCUGCGCAACCCGACCUCGACCUCGAAACUCCCGCCCGACAUGAACCCGACGACCCUGAUGCCCGACCAGAGACUCCCCCCGUUCAGGAAGAGACACCUAAGCACCGUCGUUUCUCCAUCUUGAGAUUUCGCAAUGCCUCCGACUCGCAGCUGUCUUUGAGAGCGAAACAGCAGGCUGAGAAGCCUCCCCCUGUUCCUCGCCCCCCUGAAAUCAUCACAACCGCACCCACCGCCGACUUUCAAGUGCCCCAGAAGAAGCAAUCACGAAUGCGACUCGCCGACCGAUUUCGAAGAUCCGGCGAGCUGCCGAGAAACAGCGAAGAUGGAGGUGGUCGCGCCAUGACGUGGAAGUCGACCAGGAGAAAAACGGGCCUGGAGGAUCUAGCUUCUAGGAAUCGACCUACUCUCGUCACCUUCGAAGAACCCAAUCGCCCGUCCUCAUCGAGAGCUCCCACGAACGGGGACCAUCACGACGGUCCCGCUCUAUCGCUUCCCGCCAACCGAGCGUCGGAAUCAUCGCGGUCUGACGCCAGCUUCGGAGACCACCUUUAUCCCACCACCACAGCGGGCACCGCGGGCACCGCAGGGAACUCUCCCCCGGUGCAGAAUAGCAGCAGCAGUUUCUUCCGCCUCGGUCGGAGGAAACCCAAAGCACCAGUGCCAAUGUUCGACUUGUCGCAUCUACCACAAAAGGGCAAGCCGAAUGGGGCAGAAAACGGCGCGGCGCCGUCCUCUCUCGGCGCAGCACAACCGAUCGUUGCGUCUACGUCCAGGGAGGCGACUCCGCGUCCGCCUCACCAAGGCUCGAGGCCGCCAUCUAGCUAUAGCACGCGCGCCGACUCGGCAGAAUUGUCCGCCCCUGAACAGCAGCCUCAAAAGCCGAAUCCAUCGCCAGCCACAGCACUCUUUCGUCCGGGCUCGACCCACUCGGGCCAGUCAUCUCCAACUCGUGCUCGUUUGCAACGUCGGGGCAGGUCUUCAACGAUGAGUUCUCUGGGCAGAGAUUCGAUGGAUGGACAUUUGGAUCCGGGAACGAGUCGGACGUCCACUUCCGUUGGCCGCAAGAGCUUCGGCGAUCUCUUCGGGCUCAAUAGACUGCGUCAAAAUUCGGACCUGGGCCAAAGGCAAGGCACCCUGACACCUGCUACGCCUGGAUCGAAUACAUCCAAGAACAACUCUUUGCAAAUUGCCCGGGAGCCAAUCGCACUACCCGAGAAGCUGGAUGAUGAAACGCCUGUCAAGUACCUCGACCGCAUAGAAGACAUCCUCAGCCGCGGAGUCAUUGCCAGUGCUUUGUCCAAGGGAAGCGAUCCCUUCUCAGUCGCGGUCUUACGCAGCUACAUGCGCCGUUUCAGUUUCUUCGGCGAUCCAAUGGAUAUGGCCAUCCGAAAGUUGCUGAUGGAGGCUGAGCUGCCGAAAGAGACGCAGCAAAUCGACAGGUGUCUGCAGGCCUUUGCGAAUCGUUAUCACGAAUGCAAUCCCGGCAUUUACGCUUCGCCUGACCAGGCCUAUUUCGUUGCGUUUUCCCUCCUGAUUCUCCACACCGACGUCUUCAACAAGAACAACAAGCACAAGAUGCAGCAGCCCGACUAUUUAAAGAACACCCAAGGAGAGGGCGUAGGAGAUCCCAUCCUGAGGUGCUUCUACGACAACAUCACGUAUACCCCUUUUAUUCACGUGGAGGACGACUUGGAACUCAGUAGCGAUCGGCUCAUCGCAAACAGGGCCAAGCGGAAAACACUGUUUCCGGGCGGUACGCCUGACGCCGCCGCCAAGCGUGCCAAUCGCGAGCCUCUUGACCCCUACACGCUCAUUUUGGACGGGAAGCUGGAUAUACUGCGCCCAAGUCUCAAAGAAGUAAUGGAGCUCGAGGAUCACUACAACUAUCUAGGAACUGCCAAGGACCUUAACGUCAAGGAGCUCCAGAGGACCUUUUUCAGAACCGGCGUGUUGCAGAUCGUAUCGGCCAGGUCGCGCCCGGAUGCGUUCCGUGACGAAAAGAGCGCUAUCAAUCCAGCUGAGGCUGCACAGGGGGUUGUCGAUAUCAAGAUCACCAAAGUCGGUUUACUCUGGAGGAAGGAUGCUAAGAAGAAGAAGACCAGAUCGCCAUGGCAGGAAUGGGGAGCCAUUCUGACGGGCGCGCAGCUUUACUUCUUCCGCAACACCACUUGGAUCAAGAAUCUCAUGCAUCAGUACGAAUCUCACGUCAAGCAGGGUUAUUACGGGGAACCCAUCACGUUCAAGCCGCCACUACCAGAGUUCAAACCAGAUGGAUACCUCCCGACGAAAGAGGCUGUGGCACUGGUGGAUUCAACGUAUAGGAAACACAAGAAUGCCUUCAAAUACGCUCGGCCAGGGGCAUUUGUUGAAGAGGUCCUUCUCGCCGACAACGAAGAGGAGAUGAACGACUGGCUUGCCAAGCUGAAUUACGCUGCCGCCUUCACGACAUCCGGUGUUCGCAUGCGGGGUGUUGUGGGCGGUAACUACGAGGGCCAAAGUCGACGUGGUAUCAGGAGACUUGGCAGCUCGGCAUCCGCACAAAUCAUUCAGACUCCCACUGGAGAGGUCAGUAUCGUCCGCGGCAAGAUAGACCACCAGGAAGCCGAGUCCAUCCAGGCGCAGCGACGGCAGACCAUGAUGGACGCCGUUGCUAAAUCGGAUGAAGAGAUCGCCAUUAAGGAGCAGGAGCUGGAAGUUCACUUGAGAAACGCCCGCCAUCUUCAGAUUCUCUCACCAAUUCAGGCCAAAACCAGGGACCAGGUUCUCUCAGCUGCAGCUCAUAUGGACGUCAAAAUCAAGUGGAUUCGAAUGGACAUCUGGAAAUCGAGAUGUCAUCGGGACGUCCUUCUUAAGGACCUCGCCGAAGAGCAGCGGCUCCAGGGUCUUGUUCCGACGAAAAACGGGCACGAGGCUCGUGAGGCGUCGCCUUCCCGAGAAAGGCCUCCUAUGCUAGAAGCCGGGUCAGCGACGAGUGUAGGACGUCGGCGUCGACGCUCGUCCGCAGCAGUUUCCGUUAUCCAAGGAUCUGCUAAGACGCCUCAGCCCGAACCCGAGUCACCGACGAAUGAUGCUUACCAAACCCCGCCUACGAGUGCCACUUUCAACCCCCACAAACAUCAAAAUUCUUGGGAUUCCAAAGUCUCAAAGUCGAAAGAGCCAAUUCACAAGAAGCGUCCGGGGUCAAGUUCGAGUCAGUCGUCUGCUGAGCCCACGUUUUACAGCCCGCAACAGCAUCCUACCCCGAAGAGGGGCGAGGAGGAUGAAGACACGAUGGCCGAGGACCACCAUGAUGACGUCGAUGCCAAUGAGCGUGUUCUCCUCGAGCAAGCAGGGUUGUUGGAAACAGAAUCUCGCAGCAAGAUUCCGGAGAGGAAACGGACUGGAUCGCUGUCUGAAGCUGGGGAUGCGUCAGAGUCACGCGACACUCCAGGUUCAAUUGAUAGACAAGACAAGACCAAGAUCCGGCGAAGUUUGCAGCGCACACUCCGGGAAAGUGCCGGUCACCUCUCGCAUCACCGCAGCAGGAAAGGAAAAGAGGCCAUCACUAGUGCCGUGUCAGAAGACACGGGCCGCGAAGACGUGCUCACCAGAGGCACUGGGAGCUUUGUCGUCCAUGGCAAGAAGGCAUCCGUUAUCAAUUUCGGCUCUGAACUGCAACAAUUAACUCCAGAAGAGCGUCUAAGACAGCGAAAGCAGGACCAGCGCGACGUCCCAGCUUCUCCUGCCAGCAUGGAGGAGGACUUUCACGAGGCCUUGAACAACUCGCUCUUGCCCAAAGAGCGCAGAGAGUCGGCCGCGAGCGCCAGCACCGCCACGGCGAGGAGCUUCCGUGAACUUCACCGCAAGUACUCUUCGGCUCAUGCUUCCAGGUCUCCGGCGUUUAGAGGCCAGCUCUCAGUACCGUCGGAUGGCGAGAGCGAGGCCGCGGUCAGUUUCUCCGAGGGGCGCCGAACGCCACUGCCUCCGAUCGAGAACGAAUCGGGAGAUGAAGAAGAAAAUCAUGUCGCGGUGGUCAGUUCUACUGUAACCAGCCCCACGUUGGCCAGCCCCCAGCCCAUACGUGCUGCGUUGGCGCCCCCGCCUCAGCUGGGGACAUCAAUAGAACAGGAGAAGGAUGCGGAAGAGAAAAAAGAUGAUGAGAUGCGACGAUUGCCGAGUCCCCCCGUUCAGGCGGUCGAGGCCUAG
This is a messenger RNA of Colletotrichum karsti, 4515 nucleotides long. RefSeq lists its product as uncharacterized. The record is from RefSeq and is a predicted model, not a curated record. Gene Ontology annotation, biological process: regulation of ARF protein signal transduction. The coding region runs from base 1 to 4515 and encodes 1504 amino acids. Gene Ontology annotation, molecular function: guanyl-nucleotide exchange factor activity. Lineage: Eukaryota; Fungi; Ascomycota; Sordariomycetes; Glomerellales; Glomerellaceae. The transcript is spliced from 2 exons.